Molecule: messenger RNA, 1872 nt
Organism: Sphenostylis stenocarpa
Lineage: Eukaryota; Viridiplantae; Streptophyta; Magnoliopsida; Fabales; Fabaceae
Source: the annotation of a GenBank genome assembly
AUGGACGCUGACAUUGUCGAGAUUCCAUCUCCGGGGACUAACAACACUUCCUCUUCGGAGAAGCAGAAAGAGGUCUUAAGGGAUGCUGUGAUCGGCAUAGAUGACAACGAUGAUUCUGCUGAUUUAGAAGUAAUUGGUGACAAAGUUACUAAAGUUGACAAGGGGAAGGCGAUAGCAACCAUUCAUGAUGAUCAUCAAAAUAUGGAAUUGUUUGAUGAUGAUAAAUCUGGAUCAGGUGAUGGGCAUAAUUCUGACGGCUCAUAUGAUGAUGAUGAUGAUGACUACAGUGAUUUGUUUUCAGAUGAUUUCAUCGACGCCGAUAAAUAUGCUGAAAUACAGAUGCAUCUUGAUAAAGUGGAUUUACCUUCUGGAAUUGAGGUACCCAUUCCUUGGUUGGCGGAGUUUGAUCUAGGUUCGAAGAAGACAAACAAUGAUUCGUUGUCUCCUUGGUCUGGUGCCAACAAUUCUCAAGCGACUGAUUCAUCGCAGCCGUCAUUAAUAUUAGAGCCUACUAACCUUGAAAUUCAAGGACUUUCUGCAGGACCUUCUGCGACUAAAAGGAAGGCUGACACUUUUUAUGCUAGCGAUGCCUCCGUUUUCGAGGCCAAGAAACGGGCACUAGAUGAGCUACUAAAAUGGGGAGGAUUUACAGAUUUUAAGACAGAAGGUAAAAGUGACACUCCAUAUCAUUCACCUUCUGUUGGAUCUUCGUUUCAUUUUCCUAGAGCUGGAUUUACUAGUGAUAAGUGGUCGAAGAAAGGUAUUCAAUUUCUAGAAGUCCCUGAAGCUGUACUAAAAUCAAGUUUGGCUGGUCCCUCUGUUCCUUUUCAUGUCAAUUCCGAUAUAUUGUUUGAUAACCCUUGGUUUAAUGAUUUUGUGGGAGAUGAAAACAAUGAAGCAGCUUCCAAUAGUACUGUUGCUACAAUAUCCGAUGAAGCCAGAGAUGAAAUUUUGAGGAAAUUUCAUAACUUCAAACAAUUUGACGUCAUUGAAGACACUUCAGACCACUACUAUGUUGAAGCUGACUUAUCCAUGCAACAACAUUCAAAGAAUCGUGCAAAAAGAAUCCAGGAAGAGUGGAAGUCAUUGGAGAAGGAUUUACCGGAUUCGAUAUUUAUCAGAGUUUAUGAAUCAAGAAUUGAUCUUUUGAGGGCAGUAAUUAUUGGAGCAGAUGGAACGCCUUAUCAUGAUGGCCUUUUCUUUUUUGAUGUUUUGUUCCCAAGUAACUAUCCCAAUGUACCCCCGGAAGUCCAUUACCACUCUUAUGGGGUUCGGCUCAACCCAAAUUUGUAUUAUUGUGGCAAAGUUUGCCUUAGUCUGCUCAACACCUGGUCCAGCCGUUAUAAGAAUGAGAAGUGGGUUCCGGGUGUUUCAACAGUUUUACAGAUUCUGGUCUCUAUACAGGGUCUAAUCUUGAAUUCGGAGCCAUACUUUAAUGAGCCGUCGAAUGCCCGUCUCAGAGGUUCAAAAGAGGCUGAAGAUCAUUCUUUAUACUACAAUGAGACCACAUUCAUCUUAUCAUUGAGGACAAUGGUGCAUGUCAUGAGAAGAACUCCAAAAAAUUUUGAGGACUUCGUGGCUGGGCACUUCUGCAGCCGAGCUCAUGAUAUUCUGGUGGCAUGCAAAGCAUACAUGGAUGGUGCUCAAGUUGGUUGUUUGGCCCCUGGUGGGGUGCAGGAUGUUGAUCAAGGUGACAAGAGCUCCUCAAAACACUUUAAGAAAUCCUUAGCUGCAUAUGUGAAUAUGCUUAUUCCAGAGUUCACGAAAAUUGGGGCUAAGGACUGUGACAAAGUCUUUCCACCAAAAACGGUGGUUGAAGAUCCGUUGAAAGAAAUGCCUCAGCCUGCUGCAAUUCCUGAUGAAGAUGCUUGA